UUCCCCGCUGCCAGCCCUUCGCACCAGUCAAGAUGGCGGACAGACCAGUUCCCGUAGCUGACAAGCGGCUGAUGGACGUGAAAGUGAAUGAGCUGGGAAGCUGGCUCAGUGGACGAGACUUCACCCCCAAUGGCAUCAUCGCAGCCAUCCGCAGGGGCCACGACAGAUACUACAACAGGUAUUUUAAUGUGAAGAAGGGAGGCAUCGGCGGUUUGGCUAUGGUGGUGGUUGCCUAUGUUGGACUCAGCUACCUGUGGGAAUACGACCACAUCAAACAUGAUCGUUGGAGGAAGUACCACUAAGCUCCUUCAGCAGCCAUCAGACCUUCAGGGGUUGAACUUCAACAGCUUUGUUCCCCUGGCGCUUUCAACUCUCAGCUCUGUGUUAAAUAUGUGACUGUUGUGACCAAUAAACAAUACUAAGAUUUA
Centropristis striata (black sea bass) is the source of this 428-nucleotide messenger RNA. It is a transcript of the gene atp5mf, whose product is annotated as ATP synthase membrane subunit f. The transcript has 4 exons. Gene Ontology annotation, molecular function: proton-transporting ATP synthase activity, rotational mechanism. Lineage: Eukaryota; Metazoa; Chordata; Actinopteri; Perciformes; Serranidae. The record is from RefSeq and is a predicted model, not a curated record. The coding region runs from base 33 to 302 and encodes 89 amino acids. Gene Ontology annotation, biological process: proton motive force-driven mitochondrial ATP synthesis.